This is a messenger RNA of Falco peregrinus (peregrine falcon), 1826 nucleotides long. RefSeq lists its product as uncharacterized. The record is from RefSeq and is a predicted model, not a curated record. NCBI's taxonomy places the organism in Eukaryota, Metazoa, Chordata, Aves, Falconiformes, Falconidae. The transcript is spliced from 2 exons. Bases 813 to 1826 code for a protein of 337 amino acids.
GCUCCCGAUGGGCAGGGGCUCAGUCCCCCUCCCCCAGGGACAGGUACCUGAUGCCAUGGUCUUCUCCUGCCACCAUUUUCCCCGGCGCUCGGCUGCGGUGUGCUGCAGGUGGUCCCAGCAGGGCAGGAGCACAGUUUACCUAGAUAACUUAAGUGACCAAACCCAUCCUUCUACAAGCAAAGGUAUCAGCCUCUUCUUUGACCUGAAAUGGAAUUUUCCUUUUGGCCAGCAACGCAAAAACCUCCCGUUCACUCCUUACCCUGCUACUUACUACCCCUGGAUCUUCGCUGGAGAGCCCCCAUUGCUGCUGCUGAAGCCCUCAGCCUGGCCUCACUGGAAAAGCCUGGUCAGAAGUACAGAAGCAAUUUCCCAGGGGUCUCAGCCUGUGCUGGCUGGGGGUCUCUGCCUGUGCCGGCUCUCCAGAGUCUCUGCUCCCUUUGCAAACCUGGUGUAGCCAUGCCAGCUGGGCAGCCUCUGCAGAGCACCAGCCAGCCACGCUUCCCUCCCCAGGGCACAAAACCAGGAGGCAGGGCGACUGUCCGGGCAGUCUUUGUCUGGUGGAUGUAGCUGCUGCAGACACUGUCGGUCUCCAGGGCUGUCAUCCAGCAGCACCCCUCCCUGCAACAAUAUCCCCUUUCCUAACUCCAGCAUGUCUGAUGUGAUUUCUCCUGUCCUUCUUCUAUCGGUUCCUGGGUACAAAAGACCCAAAACAAACCAUUUCCCUGGCAUGCUCAUCACCACUACGUCUGAGCCUCAAAUUCUGCCGGGACCAAAAAUGCAAACUCUCUGCCCCAACCUGGAUUUAUGCAGCCAUGUCCCUGCACCGGACUGCUCCAGCCACCUGCAACCACCGUCCCCCCGGCUGUGUUUGCUCAGCUGGGGACGAAGGGCGCAGGCAUGCAACCGGCACCCAGCAAGAGAUCCAGCACGGCGGCUGCAAGGGCAGAGCAGCGCAAGCAGCUGUACUGACCUGCUCCUCCACACGUGCCUGUGUGGGGCCCCUUGCUCUGCUCCCCAGCACCGCUUUCCUCCUGGAGAACUCUUGGCCACAAAGCUCCAGCCUCUCCAAGCCAGGUCCCCCAAGGGAACGCUGCCGGCGCCGGGACACGGCGCGCUCCCGUGCGUGUGCACAGGUCUGCGUACGUGUUUGCAAGGCGGGCGAGCGUGCCCAGCGCCACCACUCCCUCGCACAAGAAAAGGAAUUUCUUCCAAGAGCAGCUUAUCAUCUUGGGAACCUCCGCUUCCCAGCAGAGAGGUCAAUGAGUUACCCAGAGUUAAGCUGUAAACAGCCCGGCACGCUGGCAGGCUGCUGGCUCCCAAGGGGAAGCAUGAAUGCCCAGGCACCACCUUCGCCUGGGCCCUGCGGUCAAGGGCAGCAAGGCUGCCCAUGGGCACGGUGUCAGGGAGCAGCUCAGGGCUCUGCUCAACCUGAGCGUGACUGCAGUGGCCGCAGCUCCUUCCCGUUGCAAGCAGCUGCUGCUUUGCAUGAGCAGCCUCUCUCGGACUCACCUGUCCCCUGCGCUCAGCCCUGGUGCUGUGUCCUUGGGGCUCACGACCUUCCGUCCUCACGGUACACCGACUGCCUCUGCUACAGCAAAGCCCCAGGGAGAGGCUUUACCUGCCCCACCGCACGGGCAUCCCGGGGAGGUGGCAGAGGCUCAGCUCUGAAACACCCUCCUUCUCUGACAGAAUGCAAAUACAGACACACAGAACAAGAGAUCUGUGGACCCAGCAGUAUUUGUGCACCCUGGCUAAACUCUGCAAACAGGGCAAGCAGAGAAAAACACAGUGAUCUUUUUUGGGGGUUUUUUUGGUUGUUUUUUUAA